Molecule: messenger RNA, 885 nt
Organism: Trichoderma aggressivum f. europaeum
Lineage: Eukaryota; Fungi; Ascomycota; Sordariomycetes; Hypocreales; Hypocreaceae
Exons: 3
Coding region: 1-885 (294 amino acids)
Source: RefSeq, a predicted model, not a curated record
AUGGCGGCGUCAACUAACACUAAAUCCCCCACUAUUCGACGCAUACUCCGCGAGGCUGCAGAGCUCUCAAAUGCGCCGUCUCCCGAUUACACCGCGGAGCCAUUAGAGUCGGAUCUCUUUGAAUGGCACUUCACCCUCCGAGGCCCUCCAAAUUCCCCAUACAGCCAGGGUGUUUACCAUGGCCGUAUUAUCUUGCCUCCAGCGUAUCCUCUCCGGCCUCCAAGCUUUCGCUUCUCCACUCCAAACGGCCGCUUCGAGGCCAACCGGGAGAUUUGCCUUAGCAUAAGUGGUCACCAUGAAGAGACAUGGCAGCCAGCCUGGGGUAUCCGAACUGCCCUUGUCGCGCUCCGCAGCUUCAUGGAAACGGAUGUUCUAGGUCAACUAGGUGGUCUGGAGACCACUGAAGCGGUCCGCCGCCGCCUUGCUCAAGAAUCAGCGUCCUUCAAAUGCGCAGUCUGUGCCAGAACAAACGCCGACAUCAUCGCUGAAUGCGAAGACCGCUGUAAACAAACCGCUUCUCCAUGCCAGGAUAUAUCAAUUCCCGCCGAGCUAAACAUGGGCUGGAGAGAUGAGCUGGAGGCUGCUGGGAAGGGCCAAUCACCCUCAGCUCAUCCGUCAAAGGGCUCACGUGUACCUGAUCGAAAUGAUGAGAUCUCUGACGAAGCUGAGCUGGCAGAGGGAUUUGUCCAGACCGCACCCAGUAUCCCAAACAACGUAGUCGCACCAUCACUCCCGAUGCCCUCCCCCGAAACUCGGCGAAACUCUUCAACUGCUAAUCAGACAAGAGCCGGAAGCGAUGGAGUCCCACCGUGGAUAGACAGAGUGAUUAUAGCUUUGGUCAUUUUGUUGUUUGCACUUGUUCUCAAAGUUUUGUUUAGUACAUAA